Cryptomeria japonica (Japanese cedar) is the source of this 882-nucleotide messenger RNA. RefSeq names its product auxin-responsive protein SAUR71. The record is from RefSeq and is a predicted model, not a curated record. Bases 291 to 692 code for a protein of 133 amino acids. The transcript has a single exon. Gene Ontology annotation, biological process: response to auxin. NCBI's taxonomy places the organism in Eukaryota, Viridiplantae, Streptophyta, Pinopsida, Cupressales, Cupressaceae.
CACCUUGCCCGUGACUUUAUAAGUUAUAAUGUAGGUUUAAUGUUGCCCUGCAAUGCGUGCGUGAUGCGCCCUUCAUCUUUGCGUGGGAAGAAUCAUUUCGCUUCUGUAAAAGCUGAUCUCGCUUCUGUUUCUUCAUUGCUGCUUUAUUGUUAUUUCCUAUAGAUUAGGGGUUCGAAUCCCUAAGAUUAGGGUUUUGGUUUUUUUUCUUCUGCAGUCUGUAUCUAUUGUGCGGCUAUAAAGACUUGCCUUUCUCCGCCAUUUUUAGAAGCUUGCUUUGAUUUCUCGUUACAAUGCGUCAGUUGAUUCGAAAGCUGCAGAGAGUGGCGAAUCCUCCUUGUACUUCUGUGCAAUUGCAGCGGCCCUUGCUAGGGGACGAGGAAAAGCAGAAAUGCUGCGGUAAUAGAAAGAGCAGAGAGCGAGGGUUUCGUGUGGAUGUUCCGGAAGGAUUUCUGCCUGUGUAUGUGGGAAAGGACCUCACCAGAUUCGUCAUCAACGCGCGGUUUCUCAACCAUCCGAUUUUUGCCGAGCUUCUGCAAAAAUCUGCGCAGGAAUACGGUUACGAGCAGAAAGGUGGCCUCAAGAUCCCCUGCGAUGUUGUGCUUUUCGAGCACAUAAUCUUUCUUCUCAAUAACGAUGAUCCGGCUGUUCAAAAUCUGAGCCUACGGGACAUGUCUGAGUUUCUUUCUUACUAAUUUAGCUAGGGCUUCCAUGGAUUUUGUGUAAAUGAAGAGAUUUCUUCUUUUUUAUGGAAUGCAGAUCCAAUUGCUGUAUAUUAUUACUGCUGUAAAUUUUGACUCUGUAGGGGUUUCAAUGUAUACUUUGAAGGCCAAAUGAUCUAUGAUUUUUAAUGAAUGAUCUCGGUAGGGAAUGCAAGUUUGUUCU